Prunus armeniaca (apricot) is the source of this 276-nucleotide messenger RNA. The record is from the annotation of a GenBank genome assembly. Lineage: Eukaryota; Viridiplantae; Streptophyta; Magnoliopsida; Rosales; Rosaceae.
AUGUCUUCGUCUUCAUCUCUCGCUCAAACAAAGAGGUGUCAGUAUUGUGGAGCUGCAAUGGUGCUUCGGGUUUCAAAAUCAGAUAAAAAUCGAGGGAAGCCAUUUUGGAAGUGUCUAACCUCCUAUGUAAGUUCUCAUUUCCAGAAUAUGGAGCCACCAGUUGCAAUGGAUUCGAAUGGGGUUGAUGUAAUCUCUGCUGAAGCAGAUCAGCAAGCUGACACGUAUGAUGCUACAGUGCUUAAUAUGCUGAAGUCCAUUAAGGACUUGGUGGAUUAG